This is a messenger RNA of Blastomyces gilchristii SLH14081, 3121 nucleotides long. Its product is annotated as EF hand domain-containing protein, variant 1. Bases 836 to 1768 code for a protein of 310 amino acids. Lineage: Eukaryota; Fungi; Ascomycota; Eurotiomycetes; Onygenales; Ajellomycetaceae. Gene Ontology annotation, molecular function: calcium ion binding. The transcript is spliced from 5 exons. The record is from RefSeq and is a predicted model, not a curated record.
GUUUUUUCAACGACCAGCGCUAUCAUUUAACUAUCCAUCCCAUAGUUACUGCGUACGGAGUAGUUACUCCGUAGUUAGCCAACCAAUUCCUCUCCCUCCUCCCCCAUCCCAUCCCCAUGACAUAUGAUUAGCCAGCUGUCUGGGUAACUAACUUAACUAACGACCUCAGUACAAACAAAUUGUUUACAUCGUAUGGCCUAGGAAAGAGGAAGAGGAGGAAGACUGGAUCCUUGGCAUUGCAGAUGGAAGUCUCAGCCACCGCCAAUUUAGGGCUUAGUUAGGGCUGAAAGGCUUAGGUAAAAAGGGCUUGGUCGCCUGUUCCGCUGUACGAACCAGACUCCAGACACAAUCGCGAUGUUUCCCCGCCAUGAAUGCGACUCUCACCAUCCAGAUCUCUGGCCCCUUAUUAGAUUCCUAACAGGAGCCAUUCUAUAUAUUAAUAGCCCGUGGCAUUUUGAAAACAACGAGAUUUCAGCCCGCUUCGUAUUGUUGCGCUUUAUUAUUCAACACGGAAUCAGCAAACCGGCUUGGCGGUUGGGCUAGCUCAAGACUAGGAGUUCGUCUGACCGAUUCACCAACCCAAUACAUAUCAUAUCGUCAUUGUCAGGCUGUACUCUUCUGUUAUUAGUAUCACGACCAUCACCCUGCUGGUAAUUUUUUUUUUUUUUUAUAAACCACCCGCUCCAACUCCCUGAUCUCUGCCUACCAUAGACUGCAGCACACAUCGCCCACCAUGGCAUACAAGGGCGCAUACAACCCUGAUGCACUUCCCGCACAUGCGGAGCCAGAGCAGGUACGUUGACAAAUGGCUCCUCUCUAGGGAAAGGUGGCACAAAUGCUAGGCGAAAUGUCCGCUCGACCAGAUCCAAACCGAGAGCGCCCCCCUAUGCCACCGCCAAAAAACGGCCCACCACCUCAGCAGACCCGCAUCUCCCCUACCCAAAGACCAGAACCCCAUUCACAAAUACCCACGCAACAUAGCUACGCACGUACAGGCAGCGGUGGCGGUCCCGGAGUCGUUCCGCCUGGAGCAGUACAAGCUACCGCAGGACAGUAUGGUGGAAGAGGAGCCCCUAUUUCCAGUACCAGCGGUCGUCUCUAUUCCCCGCCCCCUCGAAACUACGGCUUUGGGCCUCCUCCUGCGCACCCGGCCCAGAACCGGCCCACCCCAACAUGCGGCCCGCCACGAAGCCCUCAACCUUCGGGGCCUGGCUUACCACAAUCUGACGACCCCAAGGAACUCUUCCCUCUCUUCCGCGCCGCCAAUGCGUCCAACUCAGGCGCCCUAUCUGAAACAGAACUGGGGUCCGCCCUAGUAAAUGCAGACUAUACCUCCUUCGACGCGUACACGGUAAAAAUGAUGAUCCGUAUGUUCGACAAGGACGGGUCUGGCAGCGUAGGGUUCGACGAGUUCGUUGCCCUGUGGCGGUUCCUGGCCGCCUGGCGGGAGCUCUUUGAGCGCUUCGAUGAGGAUCGUAGCGGCCGGAUUAGCCUGGCGGAGUUUAGCAAGGCGCUGAUCGCGUUUGGGUAUACGCUUAGUCCGCCGUUUGUGGGGAUGAUAUUUUCGAUAUUUGAGAAUAGGGCGAGGAACAAGGGGACGCCCAUACCCGGGCAGAAGGACGGGAUGAGCUUUGAUCUAUUUGUGCAAGCGUGCAUCACGCUCAAACGUAUGACGGAUGUGUUUAAGAGGUAUGAUGAUGAUAGGGAUGGAUAUAUUACACUGGGUUUUGAGGAGUUUUUAACUGAAUGUUUACGCCUUCGCGAAUGAGACGUCAGAGAUGACCUAUUACAUAGGCUAAGUGCACAACCGUUUUCUACAUCCCUAAUAACUGUAAUAACUAGAUAUUUGGUCCGGUUCUUUUCGCGACGCAAUUUAUCUGCCUUUCUUUUUUUUUUUCUCUUUCCUUUCUCUUCUCUUCUUUUUCUUUUUCUUUUUCUAUUCUUUUUUUUCGGAUUAUCCAUUUUGGGCUCCUUUCAUAUACCAUACCAAUGAUUGAAUGAAAUUUCCUACCUUAGAUCAGGGGUAUAAAGGGAAAGGGCCCGAUAGAGACAGAGGAUAUCAGGUAAAACACGUGCUUAACCUUGACUAAAAUGUUAAUUUUAGAGUAUUGCCUCCUGAGUAGUCAAUAACGAUGCCAUGGCUGAAGUCUGGACUCUGGUAGUGAAGAGAGCAAAAAACAAUUUCAAUCAGCUUGAGGCAUAAAUAUGAGGCUCUUUGCUGCAUCCCCGCUCCCUGAGGCUCCGGAACAGUGAGAUUGCCCGAAUCCGGGACCAAAAUGGACGUUGGCAUCAGCACGACAAAGAACAGAAAUAGAAAUUGUCACUUCUGACAAACAUCAUCCUAUGAUUCAAUGAGAGCAGUUUUGUGUUGAUAUCGUUGUCUUUUCUUCAAUUAUCUAUAUAGUUACUAAAACUAUAUAGGUGAAGGCCAGAUAAAAGCACAGAGCUCUAUGUUCAAAUUAUACUUUUGGACAGGGACAUACAUACAAAAAUGCAGGACGGGGUAUACUAUAUACAACAAGACAGUAAAAUCAAAUGAACAAGAAAGCAGUAUAGAAAAUCCAUACACGGCUAAAUGCGACGUUAUAUAUAUCCAACACGGUAUCUCGCUGCGCCUGCGUUAAUGCCGCUAGACUCUCCGCUCGUGGACCGGCGAAAUUUCCAAGAAAUGACUCCGCGAGCUCUGGGCCGAGUGCAGCCAGUAGCUUUGAGGCGGAUUGUUUGAGGACGUUCUGAUAAACCACUCCACCCAGCACAACAGAGGAGGCAGUCGAGAGCUGUCUGAUAAAUGAAUGCGUUGAAGUCGCGGUUGAUACUUCCGAUUGGGGGACUCGCGAUUGCAGAGCUAGCAAGGGAGCUUGGAAAUUCGGACCAGUUCCAAUUCCGGCAAUGGUUUGGUAUAUAAUCAGCCUUGGAAACGAUGUGUAUGGUUUAAAAUCGAUGUAUAAUCCAGUACCCAGCGUCAUGACGAGCAUACCCAAUCUGAUAUAUUCGACAUAUGUGCCCGUCUUGCGGAUGAUGAAGCCGAUGAUAAAGGAAACGACGGAUAGAGAGACUGCCUGAGGCAGAAUAUAGACACCACUCAUGAUGGGGGACGUGCCGAGGACCGUUUGGAAGUAUA